GGACACUAGCUGCGCAGUUUGGAUACUGAGGGAGCCCCAAGUUAUAGACGCUCCGCGAAACGAACCGUAUCAAACUGCAUCGAAGACGGCGGGACACUAGGUGAGCCAUGAGUACUGUGAUUGGAAUGGGCUGGGAAUAAGCAAGACGAAUUAGUCCUUGUUUGAGGAAGUGCUGGAAAGUUCUCUAGUUUGUUUAAAUCUAAGGUAUGGAGAUGUGGGCCAGCCAGGGAAGGGGGAUUGUUUAAGAACCGCAAAGGUGGCUGGGAUUGGUCAGAGCUGCCAGAAAAAAGUGAAGGAGCUGGUCUGUUAUUGUCUCCAGAUAACAGGUGUUUUAUUGGGGAGAAGAUUAGAGAAACAGACAGCCUUAGAGAGCACCACCUCACCUGAGAAAACUCAUGAGGGCUUGAUUGGGUUCUCAGCAGCCGUAUUCAGACUGGCCCAAAUGUACUCCCACCAAUCCCUAACAGAGGAUAAAAGGCGAUCAGCAGGGUUGCUAAACCUACGUGACUGAUAUCUCUUGUGGAGACCAGAACUUCAAAUAAUCAGAGUACAUCAGGAGACAGGCCUAGGAAAACCAUGGCUGCUGCUAAGAGAAUGGCCAUUGGCAUCGACCUGGGCACCACCUACUCCUGCGUGGGGGUGUUCCAGCAUGGCAACGUGGAGAUCAUCGCCAACGAUCAGGGCAACCGCACCACCCCCAGCUACGUGGCCUUCACGGACACCGAGCGGCUCAUUGGGGAUGCGGCCAAGAACCAGGUGGCGCUGAACCCACAGAACACUGUCUUUGAUGCCAAACGGCUGAUCGGCAGGAAAUUUAAUGAUGCUGUAGUGCAAUCAGAUAUGAAACUUUGGCCUUUCCAAGUAAUCAAUGAAGGAGGCAAGCCCAAGGUAACGGUGUCCUACAAAGGGGAAAAAAAAGCUUUCUACCCUGAGGAAAUCUCUUCUAUGGUACUGACUAAGAUGAAAGAGACUGCUGAGGCUUUUUUGGGUCACAGUGUCACCAAUGCUGUGAUCACCGUGCCAGCGUACUUCAAUGACUCUCAACGCCAGGCCACCAAGGAUGCAGGCGUGAUUGCAGGUCUCAAUGUGCUAAGAAUUAUCAAUGAACCCACAGCUGCUGCCAUUGCCUAUGGCUUAGAUAAAGCAGGGCAGGGAGAGCGACAUGUCCUCAUCUUUGAUCUGGGUGGAGGCACAUUUGAUGUGUCCAUACUGACCAUAGAUGAUGGGAUUUUUGAGGUAAAGGCCACAGCUGGGGACACCCACCUGGGUGGAGAGGAUUUUGACAAUAGGCUCGUGAGCCACUUUGUGGAAGAGUUCAAGAGGAAACAUAAGAAAGACAUCAGCCAGAACAAGCGGGUGGUGAGGCGGCUACGCACCGCCUGCGAGAGGGCCAAGAGGACCCUGUCAUCCAGCAACCAGGCCAACUUGGAAAUUGAUUCACUUUAUGAAGGCUUUGACUUCUACACAUCCAUCACCAGAGCCCGGUUUGAAGAGUUGUGUGCAGACCUAUUUAGGGGCACACUGGAGCCUGUGGAGAAGGCUCUUCGGGAUGCCAAGAUGGAUAAGGCUAAAAUCCAUGACAUUGUUUUAGUAGGGGGCUCCACCCGCAUCCCUAAGGUUCAGAGGCUAUUGCAGGACUACUUUAACGGUCGUGAUCUCAACAAGAGCAUCAACCCCGAUGAGGCAGUUGCCUAUGGGGCUGCAGUACAGGCAGCCAUUUUGAUGGGGGAUAAGUCUGAAAAGGUACAGGACAUGCUUUUGUUGGAUGUGGCUCCCCUGUCCUUAGGGUUGGAGACAGCCGGGGGUGUCAUGACUGUCCUGAUCAAGCGCAACUCCACCAUCCCCACCAAGCAGACGCAGAUCUUCACCACCUACUCAGAUAACCAGCCCGGCGUGCUGAUCCAGGUGUACGAGGGCGAGAGGGCCAUGACGUGGGACAACAACCUGCUGGGGCACUUUGAUCUGAGUGGAAUCCCUCCUGCACGCAGGGGAGUGCCCCAGAUCGAGGUGACCUUUGACAUUGAUGCUAACGGUAUUCUCAAUGUAACAGCCAUGGACAAGAGCACAGGCAAGGCUAAUAAGAUCACCAUCACCAAUGACAAGGGCCGGCUGAGCAAGGAGGAGAUCGAGCGCAUGGUUCUGGACGCUGAGAAAUAUAAAGCUGAGGAUGAGGUCCAGAGAGAGAAAAUUGCUGCAAAAAAUGCCUUAGAAUCCUAUGCUUUUAACAUGAAGAGUGCUGUGAGUGAUGAAGGUCUACAGGGCAAGAUUAAUGAGUCUGAUAAGAAGAAAAUACUGAGUAAAUGCAGUGAGGUCCUUUCAUGGCUGGAGGCCAAUCAACUGGCUGAGAAAGAUGAGUUUGAUCAUAAGAGAAAGGAAUUGGAGCAGGUGUGUAACCCAGUCAUCACAAAGCUCUACCAGGGAGGAUGCACUGGGCCUUCCUGUGCAACAGGGUAUACACCUGGAAGGGCUGUCACAGGCCCCACCAUUGAAGAAGUAGAUUAAUCUUAUCUGGAGCUGGAGGGUUCUAGGGUGCCUCUAAGAUGAAUUUUGUUCCCCUCAUCUUUAAACAUGGUUAUGAUUCCUGAAUUGACGGGACCUGAAGCUAAGUUACCAUCCCUUUUGGAUUCUGAUAGAGGAGUCUCAUAUACCAUCUUUUCACACUCCAACAUCCUGUUUCUGACUUUGGAUUGAGACUCUUAGGAAAACUAGGCCUCUCUCUGAACCAUUUGAAGAAUUUGAAUGUUAUUUAUUUCCAGCCUCCCCAGCUUUCUUCUUCCUGUGUGGAUGGUUAUCUGUCCCUCAGUAAAUUUGUCCCUAAAGCAAAUUA
This is a messenger RNA of Kogia breviceps (pygmy sperm whale), 2827 nucleotides long. The record is from RefSeq and is a predicted model, not a curated record. Lineage: Eukaryota; Metazoa; Chordata; Mammalia; Artiodactyla; Physeteridae.